AUGAACUUUCCGCAAAUGAUGACCCUCUGGAAAGAAUAUAAGAAGGGCCAAGUGCUGGGUUUCACUCAUUGUUUUGAUUUGCAGAUGGAGUUGAGUGUAGCUAAACUUCCCAGCACUCCAUUGUUUCUAUGUCUUGUUCUUCCCCUGUUUACUCUUAUGAUUUGGCUUAAGUUACAAACAAAUGGCCGAAAAAGGCUUAAGUUGCCACCAUCACCCCCCAAACUCCCAUUCAUCGGCAACAUUCAUCAACUCGGCAAGCUUCCCCACCGCUCCCUCCGAGAUCUCUCCAGGAAAUAUGGCUCACUCUUGCUACUUCAAUUGGGCCAUAACCAGACGCUGGUGGUUUCAUCAGCCGACAUGGUUAAAGAAAUUGUCAAAAAUCAUGAUGUUGCUUUCUCAGACAGACCAAGUACCACUGCCGCUAACAUCUUGUUUUACGGUUGCACGGAUGUGGGUUUCGCACCGUAUGGCGAGUACUGGAGACAAGCUAGGAAGGUGUGUGUCACUGAGCUUUUGAGUCUUCGAAGAGUUAACUCGUUUCAGUUCUUGAGAGAUGAUGAAGUUGAAGUCACCAUUGAUAAACUCCGCCGAGCUUCUUUCAAGGGAGAGGCUGUUAACCUGACGGAGUUGCUGAUGGUUGCUUCGAAUAACCUGGUUUCGAGAAGUGCUCUGGGUCGAAAAUUCGACGACGAAGAUGGGAAAAUCAAGUUUGGGUUGUUGGCUAGAAGGUUUUUGAUCCUUAUGAUGACUUUUUGUGUUGGCGACAUGUUUCCUUACUUGAAGUGGGUUGAUGUUCUUCGAGGAUUUACAUCAAGCUUGAAACAAGUUAAAAACGAAUUUGAUACUUUUUUUGAUCAGAUCCGUGAAGAAGAUAGAUCUUCUCAAAACAAGGGAGAAAGGGACUUUUUUUCUAUUCUGCUCAAACUCCAAGAAAAUGGCUUGCUUGAGAUGGACCUCACUCCAGACAACAUCAAAGCAAUCAUACUGAUACAUGUUUCUUUUUUUCAGGAUAUGUUUGUUGGUGGAACUGAUACAACUUCAACAACGCUAGAAUGGGUAAUGGCUGAACUAAUGAAAAACACAAACGUCAUGAAAAAGGUUCAAAAAGAGAUAAGAAAUGUGGUUGGAAAGAAAGCACAGAUAGAUAUGAAGGAUGUAGAUGAAAUGAAUUACUUAAAAUGUGUAAUCAAAGAAACAUUAAGGCUUCAUCCAGCUGUUCCACUCCUUGUUCCUCGACGAACAAGGUCAAAGAUUAACCUCGGAGGUUAUGAAAUUCCUUCAAAUAUCAUGGUUUUCUUUAAUUCCUGGGCGAUUCAUAGGGACCCCGAAGUGUGGGAGAAACCAGAAGAGUUUAUCCCAGAAAGAUUCGAGAAACGCUCAGCUGAUUUCAAAAGUCAAGAUUUUGAGUACAUCCCAUUUGGUUUCGGCCGAAGGGGAUGUCCCGGAAUGGCGUUUGCAGUGGCCUCCAUUGUUGAUCUGGUUGCUAAUCUUUUGUACUGGUUCGAUUGGAAAUUACCUGACGGUGAAAAUGCCGAGAAUUUAGACAUGGAUGAAGUCUAUGGGCUCACUGUUUUCAAGAAAGCCCCUCUUCGUGUUUUUCCCAUAUUUAGAAAUUUCGAAUCUCAAGUUGAUCGGGUGUAACUUUUUUCAACUCAUUGAUUGCUCCUUAUAUUCUCUGAUUAGAUCUAAAUUAAACUAGUUUGUAUAACCCACCAGUUUAUCCUACUUAAUAAUAAAAAUAUGACAGUAAUUACAUGAAA
This is a messenger RNA of Gossypium raimondii (Peruvian cotton), 1760 nucleotides long. RefSeq names its product cytochrome P450 71A1. The transcript is spliced from 2 exons. Lineage: Eukaryota; Viridiplantae; Streptophyta; Magnoliopsida; Malvales; Malvaceae. Bases 1 to 1641 code for a protein of 546 amino acids. Gene Ontology annotation, molecular function: iron ion binding; monooxygenase activity; heme binding. The record is from RefSeq and is a predicted model, not a curated record.